GCUGGUUUGUCAUUUUGACAAGCUGUCAUUUUACGCUGGAAAAGUGUACUAUUUGCCUAAAAAUUUGUAAACAAAUAGAGAAUUAGUUGCAGAGACAAUUUAUAUUAAGUAAUCGUUAAUUACGAAGGUUAGUGAAAAAACAUUCUUUACUUUAACGAAUUCUAAAAUAACGAGAUUUAUUCGUGAGAAUAUAACCUAUAAAGAAAUCUUAGAUUAAUUUCUAUCUACACAAAAAUGGGCGAAGAACAGAACAAACCGAUGUCAUAUAAAGAGAAGACUCUUCUCUCGCUUGGAAUCAAUAUGCUGAUGGGCCCAAGUUUGAUUGAGGCAGCAGAAAUAGUCCGACAGAAUGAACCUCCUCAAGCUGCUGGUGAUGAAGUUGAGCUGGACUUCGAGAAUAUGAACCCAACAACUCUGCAGCUGCUGAAAAAUCAUGUUAUAAAUACUUUGCAAAUUGAGAGCCUUGAGGCUUUAAGCAACACUUCACCCAAGCAUUCGGAUGAAGAGGGGGAAUUUGACAAUGACAGGGGCUUGCAGGAAAACAGAAACAGUCCGCAGCGAUAACCGUGCAUUAGAUAAGUACCUACUAUAGUAAUUAUAUUAUCAAUUAUAUCAUAGGUAUGUAGGUUUUAUUAAGUGUGUUUAUUUGUAAGAAGUUUAAUAUAUUUAUAAAAAAUUUAUAGUAGUGCCUUUAAGAUAUGUACCUAUGCGGGACUUGUAUUACGGAAUAUUUGUUUUUUUUUUGUGCUCCAGAAGUAUAUUUCUUUUUUAAUACAUGUUUAAGUAUACUUAGUAUGUAUUUACUCAGGUAUUUGUAUAUAAAAUAAAAUUUGCUUAUUAAAAUUACAUACUGUAAAUAAUUUCAAUUCAGAACAGUUAUUUAACUUUUAUGGAAUAAGAUAGUGAUGUUUUAAGCAAAAUAACAUUCAACUUUAAGAUUUUAGGUAUACAUGCCCUAGAAUCAUUCUAUCUGUGUACUGUUCACAAGUUGCAUUGCACAGUAUAGUCUCGGUCUGUUUUUAUAUUACCUAAGAUCAUUGCAUUAGUCUUGUGAAAUAACAACAAAAAAUACAGAUUUAAAAACUUAAAAUCUAUGUACAAUAUCCGGAAAUGCUAAAAACGGUGGUAGCGCUUGCUUUAAAGUAUCAUCCAUUAUUGGAUACCUAUAGAGACUUGUAUAUAUGCUAUAGCGAUUGCAGACCAUUUGUGUCAAUCCGCAGAUAAAGGGAGCAUUUCAAGGUGAGUUCAACUUGCACCAAAUAUUAGCUAAAUCUUACACUUUGGACUGGACCGCCUUAUAUGUAUAAGUACUUUUUUUCAAAGUGUACCAUUGUCUAUAUAAUUAUGCUGUAAUAUUACGACAAAAGGCAACUACAGAGAGGGCUAUAACUCAUAGGCAGUGUAGAUAGGAGGGCUGGUAGCUUUAAAGUAAAAAUAAAAUAAAUAAACAUUCUACUAUAUGUAUAGGCCUAACAUCUCAUGUCACUAAACAAAACAAAGAAAAAAGAAUAUGACGUGUUGAUAUCAAUUCGGUUUUUUUAUUUCACCAGUGAUUAUGAUUGAAAAACUUGGAUUAUAUUGUAAACAUGCUGUGCGCUAAUAAGUAUCACCUACGUACCUGCCUCCUAAACUAUGCGGCCAAAUAACAUGCUGUAAAAAUCUUAUCUUCAUGAAAUUACCUACAUGACAAAUUAAUUCUUUAAGCAAUAAUAAAUAUUGUACAUACCUAAUGAGUAUACUUAAAGAUAACCUAUAGCUUCCAUUUAAUUUGUAAAAUAAAAAACGCUAUUUUGGCUUAAAAGAUUUGUAUAGGUUUAUCGUGUCCCGGACUAUUAUGUAAGUAGUGUUAAGUAAUAUUUUUAUAGUAUACCUACGCUAUUUUCACGUAUAUUGGUCAGCGCACGCACUUCGUUUCGACUGUGUAUGCGGAACGUCCAAAGCGCGAGCAAUGCAAUUUAACAUUGACAUAUUAUUUUUUUUUGAAGACCGAUUUAAAUAAAACAAACACUAAAUGUCAACCCAAUCUUAAUACAUCUUUGAAAAUCACAUCCACGUGAUAUUUCCGACUUAGUAGGGUCUUCAUUAGGUAGUA
Messenger RNA from Hyposmocoma kahamanoa, 2092 nucleotides. RefSeq names its product bromodomain-containing protein 3-like. Lineage: Eukaryota; Metazoa; Arthropoda; Insecta; Lepidoptera; Cosmopterigidae. The record is from RefSeq and is a predicted model, not a curated record. The coding region runs from base 235 to 564 and encodes 109 amino acids. The transcript has 3 exons.